UUGUACUGCAAAAGCAACAAAGCAAGAAAGAGAAGAAAAUAAAAAUGAAAUUUUUAAUUUAUUGAUGUCAAAAAACCAAACAGUGGUAAAAUAAAAUGUAAAGAGAGAAGCAUCCCAUCCCUCUCCCCCAAACACUUUUCUCCCUCAAAAAGUACUUGUCUUGGUUGGGUGGGAGAGAGCUGCUGGGAUUUUGAACCUCUGCCUCUUUUCAUUUCACCCCCCCAGUUGUCCAUGCAAAGAUUGAGAGAUUGCUUUCUUUGUAAAGGGGAUUUUGUGUGUUGUGUUGUGAUUGUGAUUGUGUCUGUGUCAUAUGUAAUGUAAUUCUUGGAUUUGUACUGUGUAUAGCAGGAGAGAGGGGGGAGUUUUUGGUAGGUCAGAAAGAUGCCCAGGCCAGGACCUAGACCAUACGAGUGUGUGAAGAGAGCAUGGCACAGUGAUAUGCACCAACCCAUCCGAGGCUCAAUCAUACAGAAGAUUUUCAGAGCUGUACACGAGAGACACAGCGCUGCUACUAAGAAGAACACGGAAUGGCAGAUAAAGCUUCCAAUUGUGGUGUUCAAAGCUGAGGAAAUAAUGUACUCCAAAGCUAAUUCCGAGGCUGAAUACAUGGAUCCCGACACGCUCUGGGAUAGGGCUAACGAGGCCAUUGAUGUGAUAAUCCGGAGGGACGAGAGUACGGAGACUGGGCAGCUCUUGCCUCCUUGUGUUGAAGCUGCUCUUGUUUUGGGUUGCGUUGCUGAAAGGACAUCUCGGAGCCAGCGGAAUUGUAAACCAAGAAAUUACCUUAGCCCGAGAGCUCAGGAGCCUUGUCCUGUACCUCCCAAAGUUUUCAAUCCAAGUUCAAAUGAGCAUAACCCAAAUUCACUGUCUCCCCAUUCUUCGAGUCAGCCAACAUUUCGGAGACCAGCACAUCUGAAUUUGGUAACUUUGGCUUCAGAAUCUAACAAGUCCGUAACGCCUAACAUCAAUAGUUUUAGUGCUUCGAGUGCUAGGAAUCAAAUUCUUCACGCGGAGGGUAACACUCCGGUAAACAUGGGUUCAGUAUAUCCUUUGUAUAACGGUACCAACUUGGAGCCAAAAGUCACCCAAACAGGCUUCCGUGAGCCUCAGAACAAUGUGAUUGUUGGCAAGCCUAUUUACCCGUCAAUUAUGGGGCCUGCUGAAGUCAACUGUUUUCAGAGCUUAUUCCCCAAAUAUAUUAUUGAUAAUCAUGCUCAAGAUGAAAGAGCAGUUCUCAGUGGAGGACCUCGGGAAGAAUGUGAUUUGUCGUUGAGGUUGGGUCAAUCUUUAGACCAUGGCUUGCAUUUGGGAAAGGCUUCGGCUAGCGGUGGCCCUAACCUGAGGCCAAGUGAUGAUUCUAAUGAAAGAGGCAAGUCCAAGGUUAUAUCUACCAUUAAUGACAGAGAUUUUUGUUUCUUUAGAGCGGAAUCUACGAAUGAUCCUUCUAGAUUGCCUACAAGUUGGCGGAACCCAGAGGGUGAAGGUCAGGAUAUGGAGUCAAUUCUUAGGAAGCGUAAAAUGCCUUUUCAUAACGCUGUUGAUAAUUCACAAUUUUUCUCGCAAGAGGGUCGCACUUUCAACCAUUUCACUGGUCAAAUGAAAAGACCAGGUUUGUAGACAAUCGGGAUAUGUUGUAUUAUAAAGUUUUUGAGGAAGAAAAAUUUGAGAUGCCAUAUACUUUCCAUCAAAGUGCCCAUUGCUGCUUCUGCAUAUACUCUGCUUAACUAUGAAGAUUUACGUUCUGUUAGUAAAGAGAAGGCAAUAGUACUAAAAGAGAACAGAGACAACAAGAAAAGGAUGCUUCUUAUCAAAUUAGGGGUUAAUUUUACUGAUCGUUACUGCACUAACUUAUUUAACUGACAAGCUGAAUUGGGUUUGGGAAGAUGCCAUUAGGGUGUGUUUUUUUGUUCAGAAUAUUGAGCUUCAUUAAGUAAUGCUAGAGAACAUAAGCUGAUAGUGUAUUGAGGUUGUCUAAUGAUAAGAAAGAAUUUGCUGAGACUGUUUGCUGAGAUGCCCUGUGUUAUGAAGUUCUAUAAAUUACCAUACAUCUUGUUUUGUGAUUGAAGUACUCAUACAAUGAAAGUAACUUGUUCCUGUUUGUCAUUGGAAAACUAUUAUAUCGGUUGAACAAUGAAUCAUGAAUCUUCUGAUGUAAUUACACAGAGAAUUUUCACAUUGAUUUUUUAAUGACAAGGCAGAUUGUGACUUUGUGAGUA
Ipomoea nil (Japanese morning glory) is the source of this 2216-nucleotide messenger RNA. RefSeq lists its product as uncharacterized. Bases 382 to 1617 code for a protein of 411 amino acids. Gene Ontology annotation, biological process: regulation of DNA-templated transcription. The transcript has 4 exons. The record is from RefSeq and is a predicted model, not a curated record. Gene Ontology annotation, molecular function: transcription coregulator activity. Lineage: Eukaryota; Viridiplantae; Streptophyta; Magnoliopsida; Solanales; Convolvulaceae.